AUGGCAAAAGUUGACCAAAAGACAGUCCUCAUCGUCAUCGACGGCUGGGGUGUUGCGACUGAGAAGUCGCGCAAAGAUGGCGAUGCUAUCCUCGCGGCCGACACGCCUACUAUGGACGAGUUCGCCAAGGACGGAUCCAAAACCGCUCAGGGCUACACCGAACUCGAGGCCUCCUCUCUCGCCGUCGGACUUCCAGAGGGUCUCAUGGGCAACAGCGAGGUUGGUCACUUGAACAUCGGCGCGGGACGAGUUGUAUGGCAAGACUCUGUUCGUAUCGGCCAAACGAUCAAGAACGGGAAGUUGAAGGAUGUCGAUACCAUCAAAAAGUCAUUCCAGCGCGCCAUCGACGGUAAUGGAAGACUCCACUUCUGCGGUCUGGUCUCCGACGGUGGUGUCCACUCUCACAUGGACCAUUUGAUUGCGCUCCUCAAGGUUGCAAAGGACCAGGGCGUCCCAAAAGCGUACAUCCACUUCUUCGGUGAUGGCCGAGAUACCGACCCCAAGUCAGCAGUUGGAUACAUGGAGACACUGCUGAAAGCGACCAAGGAGAUCGGACUUGGUGAGAUUGCAACAGUCGUUGGCCGAUACUACAUCAUGGACCGCGACAAGAGGUGGGAUCGAGUCGAAAUAGGCAUGAAGGGCCUGGUUACUGGAGAGGGAGAGGAAAGCAACGACCCAGUCGCAACCAUCAAGGAGCGAUACGCAAAGGACGAGAAUGACGAGUUCUUGAAACCCAUUAUUGUCGGUGGAAAAGAGCGGAGAAUACAAGAUGACGACACUGUCUUCUUCUUCAACUACCGCUCCGACCGCGUUCGCGAAAUCACUCAAUUGCUCGGCGAUGUCGACCGCUCACCCAAGCCCGACUUCCCUUACCCCAAGAACAUUGACAUUACGACAAUGACCUCAUACAACCCCAAAUACACAUUCAACAUCGCUUUUGAGCCCCAGCGGAUGACCGAUGUCCUUGCUGAGACACUCGGAAAGCAGGGCGUCAAGCAGUGUCACGUUGCGGAAACUGAAAAGUAUGCGCACGUUACCUUCUUCUUCAACGGUGGUGUAGAGAAGCAGUUUGAGAACGAGGAGCGUGAGAUGGUUCCUUCGCCCAAGGUAGCCACGUACGAUUUGGAGCCGAAGAUGAGCGCCAUGGCUGUUGCCGAAAAGCUCUGUGAGCGAAUUCGAACUGGCAAGUUUGAGUUCCUCAUGAACAACUUUGCACCACCAGACAUGGUUGGCCACACUGGUGUUUAUAAGGCAGCGAUUGAGGCAUGCACAGAGACAGACAAGGCUAUCAAGAGGGUCUACGAUCAGUGCAAAGAGAGCGGAUACGUUAUGUUCGUUACUGCUGAUCACGGUAACGCUGAGGAGAUGCUCACUGAAGAGGGCACACCCAAGACUUCUCACACGACUAACAAGGUUCCUUUCGUCAUGGCUAACGCCCCUGAGGGUUGGAGCCUGAAGAAGACGGACGGCGUGCUUGGUGACGUGGCGCCGACACUGCUUGCGACAAUGGGUCUUCAGCAGCCUGAAGACAUGGACGGACACAGCUUGCUCAUCAAGUCGUAAAGCAACCAUGGACCGGUCGAGACGCUGUCCUCGGACCUUGAUCCGUUCCCCGCUUUCUGUUGAUAUCUGCUCCUAGAGUAUUGACCUCAUCUACUCAUAGACGACUGAUAGAGGUUGAAUAGAAGCAAAAAUCUACC
Molecule: messenger RNA, 1700 nt
Organism: Pyrenophora tritici-repentis Pt-1C-BFP
Lineage: Eukaryota; Fungi; Ascomycota; Dothideomycetes; Pleosporales; Pleosporaceae
Product: 2,3-bisphosphoglycerate-independent phosphoglycerate mutase
Biological process (GO): glucose catabolic process
Cellular component (GO): cytoplasm
Molecular function (GO): manganese ion binding
Source: RefSeq, a predicted model, not a curated record